CUUGUCUCUCCUGCGCCAUGGAACCAAGAGCAAAGCAAGAAAGCCAACGACCCAACUCCAUCCAGCCCGUGAAAGGGGCUGCGUCACUCACUCAGAGGCACGGCACGUAACCCUCCUCCCUCCCAACCAUGAUAAUACCCGCACCCAACACCGCGAAUCCGUCCACCAUCCCACACUCAUUCGGGCAGCUACUGAAUCCGGUCCCCAAUGCCGGCGCAUGUGUCGCGCGGCACUGCCGAUCUUUUCGGCACCCUCACAUCCGCGGUGGCUUGCGCUAAAGACCGAGCCCGCCGCCCCAGCACACAUCGAGGCAUAGGACAACCUUCCAUCGACCGACCACACGGCGCACGUCCAGUCGAGGACCCGCCCCGGUCCUUGAAAGCCACCUCCACACGUGAAAGAUAAACUGCAACCCUAUUGAUGAUGAGUACUGUGCAAUGGGCCACUGGGCAUACGGUACGUGCCCAUGGGGGAGGGGGCCCCCAGGAAGAAGGGGCGCAGCGGUCCGUCGGUAGCUGGACGGAAAUGAGGACUAUCCAGCGUCCACAUGCCUUUUGACGACGCAUCAUCACAAAACCUCUUCGGCGCCCUACCAACUGUUGGGAAGGCGGCGGAAGUUGCAUCUUUUUACCCCCUCCUUUCCCCGCCCGUGAACCCGUCAAGGUCUCACCCCCGGCAUCAUGGACGACAACUUCCGCCAGGACGCCAAGUCGGCCGCCGCCUUCAUCCCGGUCGAACUCGACCAGGAGCUCGGGCAGCCCUGGAAACCCGCCGGGGCGCCGUCGGCACGUCUGCAACGAAACCGCCUCAUCAGCCUGGCGAGGUCGUGGGUAUGGCCGCAGGCGAGACGGAGAGCGCCCUGUGUUCGGCCCACCGCGUACCUGGACGGCUUGCGAGGCUUUGCCGCCCUCAUCGUCUACUUCCACCACCACGAGCUCUGGGUUCACGACAGGCUCCAACAAAACGCCAUUCUCGAAAACGCCUUUGGCUAUGAGGGCAAGUUCUACUUUGCAGCCUUCCCGGGCAUCCGAAUCUUCUUCACGGGCGGGCACUUUGCCGUGUCGACCUUCUUCGUCCUGUCCGGCUACGUUCUCUCCAUCAAGCCGCUGCAGCUGAUCGAGGGCGGCGACAUGGUCGCGUUGGGGGACCACCUCGCCUCCGCCUUCUUCCGCCGCUGGCUGCGACUAUUCCUCCCCCUCAUGAUUGUCAUGUUCUUAUACGCAACCUCCUGGCACGUCUUUGGACCCCCGACCGACGGUGUCACCCCGCAAGCCACCUGGCGAGCCGAGAUGUGGACUCUAUACGCCGAGUUCAAGAACUUUUCCUUCUUCUUCCGAGACGGUGGGAUUCCGUGGCUUUCAUAUAGCUUUCAUCUAUGGUCCAUCCCGGUCGAGAUGAAGGGCUCGAUGGUUGUAUAUGCGUCCGCGCUGGCCCUGUCGCGGAGCACCGUGUCGGCCCGCCUCUGGUGCCAGCUGGCACUGAUCGGAUACUUCCUCUACAUCGCGGACGGGUGGUAUUGUGCCAUGUUUAUGGCGGGAAUGCUGCUGAGCAAUCUGGACCACCUGGCGAAAACGGACCGGCUGCCUCGACUUUUGGCCAAGCUUCGACCCUAUAAAACAUUCAUUUUCUAUCACCUCUUCGCCAUCAGCCUUUAUCUCGGCGGCAUUCCGUGCCAAAACCGCGAGGUAGAGCAGCUAGCCCGCAACCGCGGCUGGCACUAUCUCUCCUAUCUAAAGCCCCAAGCCGUCUUCGACUAUAAGUGGUUCUAUCUGUUCUGGGCGGCCAUCUUCCUCGUGUCAUCGGUGGCCCAUAUCCGCUGUCUUAGGCGAUUCUUCGAGACGCGCUUCUGUCAAUACCUUGGUCGGGUUUGCUAUGCCCUAUAUCUCGUCCACGGCCCGGUGCUAUGGACCGUGGGAGAUAGGCUCUAUCAGUCAAUCGGCCUGACCGCGCACGGCCAGGACUUUGCUCUGCCCUGGGCAAACAAGGUUGCGCUCCCCCAAGCCGGGCCCCUCGGGCUCGAAGCGUCUCUGCUCAUGGCGCAGGUCCUGCUGCUUCCACUGACCUUCUGCCUCGCGGACCUUGCCACCCGGGCAUUUGACACACCGAGCGUGCAGUUUGCGCAGUGGCUUUACCGGAGGACGCUUGCGGGCGAAUGCGGAAAGAGGAGCAAGUCGUGAUUACCAUCGUGCUAUAGAUACAUUUGCGUUUUUCUGGUGUCCGGGUGCAAGAGACGUUCUCUUUAAGGCAGUCGAAUAUAAAAGUCUCGUGGGAAUAUAGUGCGACU
Messenger RNA from Purpureocillium takamizusanense, 2284 nucleotides. RefSeq lists its product as uncharacterized. Gene Ontology annotation, molecular function: acyltransferase activity, transferring groups other than amino-acyl groups. The transcript has a single exon. Gene Ontology annotation, cellular component: membrane. The record is from RefSeq and is a predicted model, not a curated record. NCBI's taxonomy places the organism in Eukaryota, Fungi, Ascomycota, Sordariomycetes, Hypocreales, Ophiocordycipitaceae. Gene Ontology annotation, biological process: polysaccharide biosynthetic process. The coding region runs from base 681 to 2177 and encodes 498 amino acids.